ACAAAUUUUCUAUAAUGUCCCUAAGUACAAUUUGCAGCAAGCGUGUAAGCGACGACCUCCAAUCUGUUAGGAUAACCCAGACGUCUGAUAUAGUAUCCGUCGAGGAGGUUCCUGUCCCCGUUUUGGCUCCAUUCACAAAAGAUUCAUUCAUGAAUCUACGUAAGAAGCUUUCUCCAUCCGAAUAACAGUUUUUCGUACAAUCGGCAAUCGCCAGUUUGGCCAAGGGCUUUCCCUGAUAUCAUCGUGUUCUGGGUGGAGACUAAAGGCGAUGACGUAAUUGAGACACAGAAGGGGUGUAGAAUACAUACGGGGCGGCCGUAACAAACGUGGAGGAGGAACACGUUGGCGGUGACGGGUACCAAUGGUGGUGGACACAGGGAGAACCUCUUGGUGGUACGGAAGAAGAACGUGGAAGAGGGGUGAGUGGUUGCGGUAUAAAUGUGGCCCGCGCAAGCUCCACCAAUCACUCGCCCUCUGACCUCCAAACUUCAAGCUCCCACGGGUACCAAACACCCCCUCCUUAACGUUCACGUUGAGAUUUCGAAAGUAACCAGCCCCAUUUCGCCAACGAAGACGCUCGUUGCCUCGUGGAUCCUCUCGUGCUCCGUCUACUCUUCAGCAUCUUCGGCACCUCUCCGAGUUAUUUAUCUUUUCGACCGAGUAUCUUCAGGAAACGCAAAAUAGUUCAAUUGUUUCUUCGACCUCCGAUAACAUCGCUCUAUCUCUUCGUAGACAUGACAACGCUUCUACGUGUCUGACCAUACACGCCCAUUUCCACUGCGGGAAUGAACAAGAAAAUUCGUAGCAGACAAAAGGAAAGGAGGAACCUUAAAUAUUCAACCGAUCCCACAAAGCCUUGAAUGAUAUAUUUUCCGAUAAAUUGUACUGAAGUUACGCAUUAUGUUAAUAUCGUUCGUUGAAUCGUUAUUGCGUAGCAUCCCUCGAGCAAACAAUGAACGCGAUGGUUCCACGAAAAAGGCGGUAAUUGAUACUGUCCCGCUGAAAGUGGAAAGAGGGCGAGUAACUUUGUUGCGAAAGCCUCUGAAAAACGUGUCCCUUUGAUAAUGAAAUUUUUCCUAUAAAUUAUUGACGGUAACUAUUUUCAUGUUUCGAUUAAUCAACGAUGUAACAAAGCAUAUUUUUGAUGAAGUCAAAUUAAAUUAGAAGAAACAUAUACUCGAGUUUCAAUUAGAUUAGCAUACGAAGUUCAUAAUGAAUGAUAAACUCGUGCUUCACAUUCGGACAUAUAGUGUUGUUGACACGACGUAUUUCUUAAUGAAGAGAUAGAAGGCUAUGGGAUUCAUUCAACGAUGCAUGGUGAUUCUUGCUAUUUUCCUCUGUUAUUUUCAUGUUCGGAGCGAAAGUGUGGACUGCGAGAUGUAUCCAUUUCAUCACACGUGCAGAGGUACCAUGUCAAGGAAACGCGCAAUGUUUCCAACCAUGUUUAGUGCAGGCUGCGACGAAAACAAGCCAAGUUUAAACUGUAUUCGGGAAUUUGAAGAACGACAACGUAUUCCUUAUAUUCCACUGUCGAAAUCGAGACUCUUGGUUGCUUUAUUGAACAACAAUUUUCAGAAGGAGAUGGCGCGUUCGACACAUCAUAAACAAAGGAACAAUGAAAUGGAUGAACGAACGCCACCCCUAAUGGACAGCUUUCUGUCAGAGUUGGAAUCAUCGGACAACUAUUAAACAAGACUCAAUCGGGAAAUAAAUAUUUACUUGACUCGUGGAAACAUUUUUCAUUCACUGAACGUUUGGAAAUGUGUAUUUUAUCCUAUUUCUAUAUCGUUUAUAUGAAAUAAAAUUCCUUUCCUGUCUUGUUCUUCUUUCCUUCUCGUAUUUUUUCAACCUAUUCUUUCGUUCGUAUCACUUCUACAUAUUUGUUUGUCGCUAUUGAAUAUAAUUAUAAUUGAGCCACUGUAUCCUGUAUUGUUAAUUGAUAAUACAUCAUGUGCUAUAGCAUCAAGAGAACACAGUUGAGAUUCAAAGCGAUUCCUUGGAAAUAUCCUAUCGAGAAGAAGACACGAUAUUAAUUUCUUGAUAAUUUUAUUUUACAUUUUUAACGUGACUGAAAUUCGUUACGAAUAUUUACUACGAUCGACGAUCGUUAGCUACUAAGCUCUUGUAUAUACACCUUAAAACGAUUAAUGAUGACUAUUUUCAUUAUGUUAACAAUAAAUAUAUAUAUUAAAAUCAUCAGUAUACAAUUUUGUAUAUUUUUAAUACGUUUAAAAGAUGCGUCGCAUGAAAUCAGUAACAUAGCUCGUACAUUCAAAUUUUCCAAUUGCUAUCACUGUAUGUAUGUACUUAUUCGUAAAAUUAUAUGUAAUAAACACGCGAGAAAUAAAAAAUUGACAAUACGCGGUUUUAUGAUUGUUGUUCCUUUUUAAUAUAACUAUAAUGAAUACCAAAAAAGAUGCAGGAAGUAGAAAUGUAUAGAUAAUGAUAAUAAAUAUUUGACUUCUCAGACUUCUUUUUU
Messenger RNA from Megachile rotundata (alfalfa leafcutting bee), 2479 nucleotides. RefSeq lists its product as uncharacterized. Lineage: Eukaryota; Metazoa; Arthropoda; Insecta; Hymenoptera; Megachilidae. The record is from RefSeq and is a predicted model, not a curated record.